This is a messenger RNA of Lasiodiplodia theobromae, 494 nucleotides long. RefSeq names its product Secreted aspartic proteinase precursor. Gene Ontology annotation, molecular function: aspartic-type endopeptidase activity. Gene Ontology annotation, biological process: proteolysis. The transcript has a single exon. The record is from RefSeq and is a predicted model, not a curated record. Lineage: Eukaryota; Fungi; Ascomycota; Dothideomycetes; Botryosphaeriales; Botryosphaeriaceae. The annotation marks the transcript as partial.
CCGGCAAAUACAACUUCGGCUACAUCGACAGCUCCGCCUACACCGGCAGCAUCACCUACGCCUCCAUCUCCUCCGCCAACGGCUGGUGGCAGUGGACCUCCUCCGGCUACGCCGUCGGCUCUGCCGCCUUCAAGUCGUCGUCGAUCAACGGCAUCGCCGACACCGGCACCACGCUCCUCCUCCUCCCCGACAGCGUCGUCGACGCCUACUACGCCAAGGUCAGCGGCGCGUCGUACAGCAACAGCCAGGCCGGCUACGUUUUCCCUUGCAGCGCCACCCUGCCCAGCUUCACCUUCGGCGUCGGCAGCGCCCGCAUCGUCAUUCCCGGUUCUUACAUCAACUACGCCCCCGUCUCCAGCUCCACCUGCUACGGCGGCAUCCAGUCCAACAGCGACAUCGGCUUCACCAUCUUCGGUGACGUUGCGCUCAAGGCUGCUUUCGUCGUCUUCAACGGCGGCACUAACCAGAUCGGUUGGGCUUCCAAGAGCGUGUAA